Molecule: messenger RNA, 1477 nt
Organism: Tribolium madens (black flour beetle)
Lineage: Eukaryota; Metazoa; Arthropoda; Insecta; Coleoptera; Tenebrionidae
Gene: por
Product: protein-serine O-palmitoleoyltransferase porcupine
Exons: 7
Coding region: 97-1455 (452 amino acids)
Biological process (GO): Wnt protein secretion; canonical Wnt signaling pathway; protein palmitoylation
Cellular component (GO): endoplasmic reticulum; membrane
Molecular function (GO): Wnt-protein binding; palmitoleoyltransferase activity
Source: RefSeq, a predicted model, not a curated record
UGUUGGUUGCCUAUCCAACUCACAGAUCCAACUAUAACCUCAAACACAAACAAAGUAAAGUAGGUUUUUUAAAAAUUCAGAAACAAUGAGAUAAUAAUGUCUUUAAUACCGGAAGAUGGAGAUCUGGAAGAAUAUUAUAUCCAUGAGUACUCUGAUAUGUACCGACAUGAAGAAACCGCCUUAGAUAUUUGGAAUAAUUGUGUUGUACUCUCUAUUUUAAGCGUAGCCCCUUCUGUACUCUACUUAGUUGUAUCUAAUUUUCUAUUUGGAUGUUUAUUAACCACAGGCAUCCCAUCGUCAGUAUUACAUUUCACUACCGGAUGUGUUGGUAUUUAUUUAGUAUCUACACUAGAAUCUCAUUUUGGACAAAUUGUUUUAAUGUUUUGUUGGAUUGUUUCCUAUGUUUUACUUCAUAUAGGCUUUUAUUUAAGAAGCUACUCUAAAACCUCAGUAUUUCUAAAAAUCACGUUUAUACUGCUUUUAGUGUUAUGUGAAUAUCACUUAAUUGAGCCACAAGUGUGGCUGCAAAUCCGCGGAAUUGUCAUGGUGUUGGUCAUGAAAGUUUUGUCGCUAACGGAUGAUGUUAACAAAUUAGACUCAAUGCCAAGCUUUAUUCAGUAUUUUGGAUACACCCUAUGUGGGGCUAAUAUUAUGUUUGGGCCCUGGAUUUCAUUUGGGGAUUACUUGAAUUUAUACAAAAAAAACACAAAAAAGAAUCUCAUUUGGAUUUGUGCCAUUGUUAAAGUUCUCACUUCUUCCUUAUUUUUUCUAACCUUGUCAAAUUGCUGGAGCGCCUACUUCAUAUCAGAUGACUCAAACCGAUGGCUAACAGCAUACAAAGAAGCAUUUGCCUUCAGGACAAGUCACUAUUUUAUUAGUUACUUAGCGGAGGUUGGGAUGAUUGCAGCUGGUUUUACAAAUUCCUCAAAACGCGAUUCUUUCAAUCAGUACAGAUUCAUAAUAACCGAGCCUCUGGAAAUCGAAUUCCCGUCCUCUCUAUCAAUAGUCGUCAAGAAAUGGAACCAACCGAUGCACGAUUUUCUCAAAAAAUAUGUUUAUUAUUCCUGGUUGAGUUUUGGGAAAUUUUACGCAAUUGUUGCGACCUUUCUAAUCUCAUCGUUACUCCACGGCCUUGAACUCAAAGUAUCCAUGGUUUUAGUCUCAAUUGGGGUAUUCUCGUAUUUACAAGUGGUGCCAAGGGACCGAAUUGCCGAAAUAUUUGAUUGUUGCGUGAGAGUCCGUCCUUGUAAAGACUGUAAACAUAAAUAUAAACGUGAUAAUAUUAGAGUUAGGAUUAUUUUACUCAUUUAUUCGCUUGCUACAGUAUUUCAUUUAGCUUAUUUAGGAGUCUUGAUGGACCCCUCAACUGACGAAAUCGGUAUAUAUGACAAGUGGCAGAAUCUCUACUUUGUUAGUCACAUUGUAAUGUUUUUUAAUGUAAUGGUCAUUUUGUGAAUAAAAUACUGCUAAAACCACA